CCUUUGUAUUUUGUGGAUUUGCAGGAUGACUUAGAUGAUUUUGGAUUUGAAGAUUAUGGACCAGACUGUGAUAGCAUGAGGAUAACAGCAUUCCUGGAUAUUCCUGGACAGGAUAACUUAACUCCCCUGGCUCGUCUAGAGAAAUAUGCCUUCAGUGACAACAUCUUUAACAGGCAAAUUAUUGCCCGAGGCCUUUUGGAUGUCUUUCGAGAUUUCAGUAGCAAUGAAGAAGACUUCCUGACUGUAAUGGAAAUAAUGGUCAGGCUCUCUGAAGAUGCAGAGCCAACUGUACGUACAGAGCUGAUGGAACAAAUACCUCCUAUUGCCAUUUUCCUGCAAGAAAGCAGACCAAAAUUCCCAGCAGCAUUUUUUGAAUACCUUAUGCCCAUAGUAGUGAGAUACCUCACAGAUGUUAACAAUCAGGUCAGGAAGGCAGGGCAGGAAGCACUGCUGAUACUGCUGGAACAGGACCUUGUGGCUCAGAGUGACAUUGAGAACAAGGUGUGUCCAAUCCUGCUGGACCUCUCUGCCCCUGACAGUGAUGAUGAGUACAAGGUGGAGGCUGUGAACAUAAUCUGUAAAAUGGCUUCAAUGCUGAGCAGGACAACAGUUGAGCACAUGCUGCUCCCUCGUUUCUGUGAGCUGUGCAGUGAUGGGAAGCUGUUCCAAGUCCGAAAGAUUUGUGCAGCUAAUUUUGGUGACAUUUGUAAUGCAGUUGGGCAAGAAGCCACAGAAAGGCUGCUGAUUCCCAAGUUCUUUGAACUCUGUUCUGAUAGUGUUUGGGGAAUGAGAAAAGCCUGUGCCGAGUGCUUUAUGGCAGUGUCUUACACCACGUCCCCAGAAGUGCGCAGAAGCAAACUGUCCCCACUGUUCAUCAGUCUUAUCAGUGACACCUGCAGAUGGGUCCGUCAGGCUGCCUUCCAGUCCCUUGGCCCAUUUAUUUCCACCUUUGCAAACCCUUCAAGUGCUGGGCUGUACAUCCGAGAGGAUGGGACACUGAGCAUCCGACCAGCAGCACAGGAGGGGAGUGCCAGUUCCUGUCAGCCAAGCACCAACAGCACUUUAACGACCUCCAAUGCAAUUAACACAAAGGUCUCUGAGAAUCUAAAGACAGAUAUGCAGGAAGAAAGUUCAGAUUGCUGUGCUGGCCCUGGAGAAGAUGUGUCUCGAUUGCCUCAGGGUGACACAGCUGCCUCUGGGGUCCCUGAAGUCCCUCAGGACAGCAGUUUUCCUGGAGUGCACUCGAGGCUGCAGUCUGAGGAUGUGUUUAAUACCUUCCUGUACUGGCGACCUCCUCUGCCUGAUAUCAGUCAGGAGCUGGAGCUGCUGCAGGUCAAGGCUGAGAAGCAUAGCAGUAGCUGCUCUGUGCCAUGUAAUAACUGUGUUGCUAGUAGUGAAAUUAAAAAAGUUCUAGAAAGCUUACAAGAGCACAUGGAUGAUCCAGAUGUUCAAGCUCAGGUCCAAGUGUUGUCUGCUGCUCUCAGAGCUGCUCAGUUUGAUUCUGUUGGUGACUGUGAGACCAAGAAAACAGAAGAAAGCAGUGGCAAUCCUCAGAACAAAACCAUUGCAGAUGAAACAGCUGUUCCAGAUGCUGUCUGCAGCCAGGUGGAGGAGGACACUUGUUCACCCCCUCCCUCCCAGGAUAACAUCAGUGACCAGUCUGCCACCAGUGCACUGAACAGCACAGACUCAGAGGAACAACACAGAGGAACCAGCGUGUUUUUAAGGAAAGGGCAAGAAAAUAAUCCACCAUUGGAAGAUGACAAGUCAAAAUUACAGGAUAUCAUCCCUCAGCCUUUGCUAGACCAGUACUUGUCCAUGACUGACCCUGCUCGAGCCCAGACUGUGGACACUGAGAUAGCCAAGCACUGUGCCUACAGCCUGCCUGGCGUGGCCCUGACACUGGGCAGGCAGAACUGGCACUGCCUCAAGGACACCUAUGAGACUCUGGCCUCAGAUGUACAGUGGAAGGUGCGUCGCACGUUGGCCUUCUCCAUCCAUGAGCUGGCAGUGAUCCUGGGGGAUCAGCUCACAGCUGCUGACCUGGUGCCAAUCUUCAAUGGCUUCCUCAAAGAUCUGGAUGAAGUGCGUAUCGGAGUGCUCAAACAUCUCUAUGACUUCCUGAAGCUCCUUCAUGCAGACAAGAGACGAGAGUAUCUCUACCAGCUUCAGGAGUUUGUGGUGACUGAUAACAGCAGGAACUGGAGGUUUCGUUAUGAACUGGCAGAGCAGCUGAUCCUGAUCCUGGAGCUCUACAAUCCCAACGAUGUCUAUGACUACUUAAGACACAUUGCACUAACUCUGUGCUCCGAUAAAGUUUCCGAAGUUCGGUGGAUCUCCUUCAAACUGGUUGUAGCAAUCCUGCAGAAGUUCUAUGCAAACAAUGCAAAUGCUCUGGGGUUAAAUUUCAUCAAUGAACUCGUGGUGAGGUUCCGGCACUGCUCCAAGUGGGUUGGCAGACAAGCCUUUGCCUUCAUUUGUCAGGCCGUGGUGGAAGAAGAAUGCAUGCCCGUGGAGCAGUUUGUGGAACACUUACUCCCCAGUCUCCUCAGCCUUGCUUCAGAUCCUGUGCCAAACGUCAGGGUCCUGCUCGCCAAGGCCCUCAGGCAGACCUUGCUGGAGAAAGCUUAUUUUAAAAGCGUGGGCAAUCCUCAUCUGGAAGCUGCAGAAGAGACCAUUCUAGCCCUGCAAUCUGACAGAGAUCAAGAUGUGUCUUUCUUUGCCACCAUCAAACUAAAACAGGCUUUUAAGGAUGAGAAUGUUGUGUCUGUCGCGUGUCAGCAGCGAAGGAGAUGCACUAGCCCAGCCGGGCUCGUCGUGCUCCCGGAGAAGGAUGAAAGCCUCAGCCGUCUCUCACUUCGGGAGCAGAAGGAGGGGCUGUUUCAGGCGGAGGGAAGUGCGAAGGCACUGGCAGGCUCCAGUGGACACACUAUGAUGAAGUGA
Acanthisitta chloris (rifleman) is the source of this 2943-nucleotide messenger RNA. Its product is annotated as serine/threonine-protein phosphatase 4 regulatory subunit 1-like. The coding region runs from base 76 to 2943 and encodes 955 amino acids. The transcript has 21 exons. Gene Ontology annotation, molecular function: protein phosphatase regulator activity. NCBI's taxonomy places the organism in Eukaryota, Metazoa, Chordata, Aves, Passeriformes, Acanthisittidae. Gene Ontology annotation, biological process: protein dephosphorylation. The record is from RefSeq and is a predicted model, not a curated record.